GACAACACCAAUGGAGAGAAAAACCAAAAAGGUCUUAUAUUAUAAAACCAAAACAUUCAAAGAAACACCUUAGGAAUCAUCAAAAACCAUAAGUGGGAAAAGGGAAAUGGAGGAAAAAAAUAAUGCUAAGCUUUUUGGAAAUACUUUAUUUUAAAGAGGGUGAGAUAGCCACAAGAGAUUCAAUCAACCAAAAGCAAGAUAUGUAGUGGAUCCAACCCAUACCCAACAAACCCCACAUUAUAUAUAUCUUUAGAUCAAAUUAGAUUAUUGUGUGCAGUACCAACCAGAACCAAACUUUGUGCCUUUUUCCCUGCAGUUGCGGCGAGUUUUGACUAUUUGCCAAGGGCUAAGGCUGAGACUUUCAGAGAUCUGAGACUGUGGAAAUUAAGUGUCACAAAUGGGUGUCAAUGUGGGGAUUAUUUGUGUUUUGUUUCUCUUGGCAACACAGGCAAUAGGGGUUCCUGCAUUUGCACCAUGGAAGAAGCUGCAAUUGCCAUGGAAGAAGCCUUCUAAAGGGAAAGUCAUUCAGAAAAACCAAGCUCUCCCCAUUAAUACCAUAUUCAAGCUUCCUGUACAUGUUACAAAUUCUUGGCCUCCAGGUGGUAAUUUUGCAAGUGGAACAAUUGAUCUUGGUGGGCUGCAACUGUAUGAAGCAUCAACAUUCAACAAAGUUUGGGGCACCUAUAGUGGUGGACCUGAUGAUCGAGGUUUCUCCAUUUUUGAGCCAUCAGGAGUACCUCAAGGCUUCUCCAUGUUGGGUAGCUACAGCCAGCCCAACAACAAGCCUCUUUUUGGAUAUGUUCUUGUGGCAAAAGAUGUGUCCACAAACACCAGCAACCCUAGUCUAAAGCAACCACUUGAUUACACACUUGUAUGGAACAGUGCAUCUUUGAAGAUUGACCAAGAUGGUCCCAUCUAUGUUUGGCUACCAACAGCACCUCAAGGUUAUAAAGCUGUAGGCUAUGUUGUCACCACAACACCAACUAAGCCUUCACUUGACAAAAUCAGGUGUGCUAGGUUAGACCUCACUGACCAAUGUGAGGCAAAUUCAUUCAUUUGGGGUUCAGACAACUUCAAUUUUUAUGAUUUUAGACCAAGCAAUAGAGGAACUCAAGCACCUGGUGUUAGAGUAGGCACCUUUGUUGCACAAAAUGGGAGUCCUAACCCUCCAUCUAUUGUUUGUUUGAGAAACACCAACGCUAUACCAAAAUACAUGCCUAAUCUACCACAAAUCAAGGCAAUUCUCCAAGUUUACUCUCCAGUCAUGUCCUUGCACCCUGAUGAAGAAUUCUUUCCAUCUUCUGUGGAGUGGUUUUUCUCCAAUGGAGCACUUCUAUAUAAGAAAGGACAAGAGUCAAAGCCUGUGUCAAUAUCACCAAAUGGGGCUAACCUUCCUCAGGAUCCUAACAUUGAUGGUGCCUAUUGGGUGGACCUUCCUGCUGAUUCAACCAACAAAGAGAGGGUCAAGAAAGGAGACUUGAAAAGUGCCAUAAGCUAUGUGCAUGUGAAGCCAAUGCUUGGAGGGACCUUCACUGACAUUGCAAUGUGGGUCUUCUACCCAUUCAAUGGACCAGCUAGAGCCAAAGUUGAGUUCUUAACCGUUAACUUGGGGAAGAUAGGUGAACAUGUUGGUGACUGGGAGCAUGUGACACUAAGGGUGAGCAACUUCAAUGGUGAACUAAAGCAUGUCUAUUUCUCUCAACACAGCAAAGGCGCAUGGUUUGAUUCAUCUCAAUUAGAGUUCCAAAGUGGCAACAAACCGUUGUACUAUUCUUCCUUGCAUGGCCAUGCAUCAUACCCUCAUGGUGGCCUUAACUUGCUAGGGGAAGACAAGAUUGGCAUAAGGAAUGAUACUGCUAUAAGUGACAAUGUCAUGGAUUUGGGGGCAUUUCAAUUGGUUUCUGCUGAGUAUUUGGGUUCUGAUGUUGUGGAGCCUCCUCCAUGGCUUAAUUAUUUCAGGGAAUGGGGUCCUAAAAUUGAUUAUAAUGUGAAUGAUGAGUUGAGGAAGCUUGAGAAGUUCUUGCCUGGGAAGCUGAAAUCUACUUUGGAAAAUAUUGUGAAGAAUUUGCCAAGUGAAGUGUUGGGAGAGGAAGGACCAACGGGUCCUAAGGUGAAGGAUAAUUGGAGUGGAGAUGAAAGGUGAAGAUUGUAGAGCUUAGUUACAUUCAUUGUUACAAACUCCAAAUGGAAUUAGAGUAAUGUUAAUUAUUGUGUGAAAAGUGGAAUUGAAUAAGUGGCUACAGUUUAUUGGAAAAACUAUAUAUUAAAAAAGUCAAAAGGAACCAACAAUAGCUUAAACAAGUUCACAAACCUUGUCAA
Molecule: messenger RNA, 2319 nt
Organism: Glycine soja
Lineage: Eukaryota; Viridiplantae; Streptophyta; Magnoliopsida; Fabales; Fabaceae
Exons: 3
Coding region: 398-2143 (581 amino acids)
Source: RefSeq, a predicted model, not a curated record